AUGUUUCCUGCUGAGGAAUCUGCUGACCAGACCUCAUCAACUAUCAGAGUGGCUGCAGAGAGGUUCAUCGACUCAAUGCGUGGACUCAAGAAUCCAGGUCCAAACCGCGAGGAGUCUGAAGGAGGGGUUCGCCUGAUCCAAAGCCUCCUCUCGUGUGCAGAGAAAGUGUCCGACAAUCAGUAUGAACGCGCGCUAAAGUUCUUGAAGGAGUGCGACUCAGAGAGUUCCUCCACCGGCACUCCUAUACAAAGACUGGCUUUCUACUUCUCAAGAGCCCUAUUUGAGAAGAUUGCUAAUGAGACUGGGAGAGUCAUAGUUAGGAGUUUCGACGGUGAAGAUCCCGUGGAAUCUGUGAUGUUUCAAAAUAUUAAUUUGUUAAUCUCAUUUCAGAAGGAGCACCCUCUAGCUCAGGUGACUAAGCUGGUGGGAGUUCAAUCCAUUUUAGAUCAUGUGGAAAUCAAUGGCAUGAUGCAUAUAAUUGACCUUGAGAUCAGGACCGGGAUCCAGUGGAUCAUCCUCAUGCAGGAUCUCGCCUCCCGGCCUGUCCAGCGCCUCAGGGUCACGGCUGUGGGGACGAGAUGUAGGCACAUCAUAGAGGAGACGGGCUCCCAGUUGGCGUGUUUCGCUCGCUCACUAAAUAUAGACUUUGCUUUCAAUGUGGUGAUGGUGGCUGCUGAUUUGUCUGACCUUAGUACAUCUUUGUUUGAUGCUUCUUCUGCUAAUGAGACUGUGGUUGUGUAUUCGGCCUACGCUCUUGCGAAUCUCGUUGGGAGGGUGGAGCAGUUGGAUCAUCUGAUGAUGGUGUUGAGGGAUUUAAAACCUUGUGUUAUGAUUCUCACUGAGCUUGAGGCCAACUGCAACUCUCCAGCCUUCGUGGAGCGUUUUGUGGAGAGUUUGUUCUUCUUUGGGGUGUUUUUCGACUCGCUGGAGUGCUGUUUCAGGCAUGACGAGACGAGCAGGGUGGAGGCAGAGUCGUGCUGGUUCGGGUCGUGCAUUAGGAAUGUCCUCGUGGCUGAUGGGGAUGAGAGGAAGUUCAGGCAUAUGGGUAUAAGUGUGUGGAGGGCGUUUUUUGCUUGGUAUGAGUUGGCGGAGGUGGAGCUGAGCGCGUCGGCCAUGAACAGGGCGUACCUCGGGCUGCAGAGGUUGGUGUGCGGGAGGUCGUGCACGUUGUAUAGGGAUGGGAAGUGCUUGAGUGUUGGUUGGAAGGGAACUCCUCUUAGCUCUGUCUCAACUUGGAGAUUUUGA
Salvia hispanica is the source of this 1245-nucleotide messenger RNA. Lineage: Eukaryota; Viridiplantae; Streptophyta; Magnoliopsida; Lamiales; Lamiaceae. The record is from RefSeq and is a predicted model, not a curated record.